Leptopilina heterotoma is the source of this 1529-nucleotide messenger RNA. RefSeq names its product ethanolamine-phosphate cytidylyltransferase (gene Pect). Gene Ontology annotation, molecular function: ethanolamine-phosphate cytidylyltransferase activity. The record is from RefSeq and is a predicted model, not a curated record. Gene Ontology annotation, cellular component: cytoplasm. The transcript is spliced from 6 exons. Lineage: Eukaryota; Metazoa; Arthropoda; Insecta; Hymenoptera; Figitidae. Gene Ontology annotation, biological process: phosphatidylethanolamine biosynthetic process. The coding region runs from base 197 to 1255 and encodes 352 amino acids.
CCAUACAGCCACACUGAUAUAUCUGACGAAACAGUGAUGCGUUGUAUAUUGAGGUGUGCGGUUGUCGUGUCAGACCGAAUUUAAGGUUAUAUAUAUUCUCCAAAAAGCAAAUAACUAUAUUUAAUAAAUGAAUAAUAUUGAUAAUUACUUUUCUAUCAUUCGUUCAUAAAAUUUACCAACUUUCUCAAGUCUAAUAAUGUCGGAAAAGAAAGCGGAAAUUCGUGUUUGGUGCGAUGGAUGCUAUGAUAUGGUGCACUUUGGACAUGCGAAUUCACUACGUCAGGCGAAAGCUUUAGGAAAUUAUUUAGUUGUCGGCGUUCAUACAGAUGAGGAAAUUUCAAAGCAUAAAGGUCCUCCUGUUUUUACGCAAGAGGAAAGAUAUAAAAUGGUACGUGGUAUUAAAUGGGUGGAUGAAGUAGUGCAAGGUGCUCCCUAUGUUACGACUUUGGAAACUUUGGAUAAAUAUAAUUGCAAUUUUUGUUGUCAUGGAGAUGACAUCACAAUGACAGCGGAUGGAGUUGACACUUAUCAUCUCGUGAAAGCCGCUGAUCGUUACAGAGAGGUUCAGAGAACUGCUGGUGUUUCGACGACAGAUCUCGUGGGCCGAAUGCUUUUAAUGACGAGGCAACACUUCAAACAGGGUGACAGUGAAUACAGUGUUGAUCGUGAGCCAAGCAAAAGUAUGGGACAAGAUAAGACGGCUCGAAGUCCAUGGACCGGAUGCUCGAAAUUUUUACCAACGACACAGAAAAUCACUCAAUUCAGCGAUGGAAAGAGUCCACAGCCAGACGAUAAAGUCGUCUACGUGGCUGGUGCUUUUGAUCUCUUUCACGUUGGUCAUUUGGACUUUUUGGAAGUGGCGAAAAAAGAGGGCGACUAUCUUAUCGUUGGACUACAUACAGAUCCCGCUGUAAAUAAAUACAAAGGAGGCAAUUAUCCCAUUAUGAAUCUUCACGAGAGAGUUCUUAGCGUCUUAGCAUGUAAAUUUGUAAAUGAAGUGGUGAUAGGAGCGCCUUACGAAGUGACGAAAGAAUUAAUGGAGCACUUCAACGUGUCAAUUGUCUGUCAUGGAAAAACGCCAAUAGUUCCUUGUGAGAAUGGCACCGAUCCCUACGCAGAGCCCAAGAGGCAAAACAAAUUUAAAUUGGUCGACAGUGGCAAUGACAUGACAACGGAAAAAAUUGUCGAAAGGAUUAUUCUUCACAGGUCUGAGGAACUUCGAACAAUCAUUAAGAAUUUGAGCUCGAAAAGAUAAUUUCCAUAUACAUUGCAUCUUCCUGUUUUUGUAUAAUUAACCUAUUUUGGUUUUUCAAAUAAAUGUCUUUUUUUCGUAAUGCUAACGCUUUUUAAUUUCUUUUUUAUUCAUCCAUUAUUUGUGGAAUCAUUCUUCAUGGGAUAUGUAAAAAGGGAAAAAAGCGAGAAUGACUAUUUUUUUCUUUAUUUGCAUAUCUCAAAGAUUAAUUCCUAUUCUAUAUUAUUUAAUUAGCGUAUAAUUGCAGGUUAAAAUUUGAAGAUAGAAAUAUAAAGAA